Acanthochromis polyacanthus (spiny chromis) is the source of this 4175-nucleotide messenger RNA. RefSeq names its product TBC1 domain family, member 31 (gene tbc1d31). Lineage: Eukaryota; Metazoa; Chordata; Actinopteri; Pomacentridae. Gene Ontology annotation, cellular component: centrosome. The record is from RefSeq and is a predicted model, not a curated record. Gene Ontology annotation, molecular function: protein binding. The coding region runs from base 355 to 3588 and encodes 1077 amino acids. The transcript has 23 exons.
GGCGACAGAAUAACCGUCCUCAAAACAAACAAAAAAAUCUCCUGAAACUGCUCAUUUCGGAAAUUUGUGGGAGUUAAGUCUGUCAAACCUUUAGGACACACCCGAACUCCGAGUGAAUGUACAUGUAGCUAAACUUUUACUGUCAUCUCCUUUUGUUUCUGUUUGUUUCUAGAAUAUAAAUUUACUGAAAGUUGCUGUUUUAAAUUUCGCGCUGUUCGCUCCGCCUGUAAAGGGAUUAGCAGGCUAACCUGUUAGCUGGGCAGCCAUGUAAAACCAACGGUGGCAGUAGCAUUAAGUUAAGUAAGAGGAUUAUUUUCUUAAUGUGUGCCCUGAGUUUGGGUAGACUUCUUUAAAAUGGAGGUGACGGACAUCGGAAACAAAGAGGAGGGUAAAGUCUGGCAUCGAAAACCAACACCAGGGAAAAGUGUGUUAGUGACGGUGGUCCGCACUGCUCAGCAAGCCAAGACGGUGCGUUUCCUCCAUGUGGCUUUUGACACUGUGGGAGAUUCUUUUCUGGCUGGAGAUCACCAUGGCAACAUUUAUGUUUUUGACAUCAGCAGAAACAGAUUUCGUCUCGUGCAGAAGACGGGACAGGCCUGCACUGCUCUGGCAUUUACCCUCCGCAGAACCACGGAGUUCCUUGUGGCUUUAGCUGACUACACUAUCAAAUGCUUUGACAAAGACACAAAGCAGCUGGUCAGCUGGAUGCGAGGUCAUGAGGGAGCAGUUUCAUCGAUCUCCGUCAACAGCUCAGGCCGCUACGCCAUCACCACGUCCUCGGACACGGCUCAGCUCUGGGACCUGGACACCUUCCAGAGGAAAAGGAAGCUUAACAUCAAGCAGUCUGUUGGCAUACAGAGGGUAUUCUUCCUGCCUCUCAGCAACACUAUUCUCAGCUGUUUCAGUGAUGACUCCAUCUUUGCGUGGGAGAGCGACACACUGUUCUGCAAAUACCAGCUCCCUGUUCCUGACUGCGGACCCAGAAUCUCCUACAAGGCCUUUGCUGUCACGCGUGAUGGUAAAAGCCUUGCAGCAGGUGGGCGCUCCAACCUGCUGCACCUGUGGUGUCUGGAGAGCAAACAGCUGGUCCGAGUUAUUCAGAUGCCCACGCAGGUUCGAACCGUCAGACAGCUGGAAUUCCUGCCUGACAGCUUCGACGGAGGAGCCAGCCAGACACUGGGUGUAUUGAGCCAGGAUGGAGUGAUGCGUUUCAUCAACAUUCACACAUGUAAACUUCUCUUCCACACGGGUUCCCACGAUGACGCCAUAACUGCAGUCACAGUCAGUCCUAAUGGCCGACAUGUUGUGGCCAUCAUGGAUAAUGGGAGCAUCAACAUCUACAGUGUCCAGAGUCUCACACAGGAGCUGAACAAGCCUCCUCCAUCCCAGCUAGCAGUUGUCUCCAGUAGUGGAGCUGAUCAGGACCUUUCUGGCCUUAAGGUCAAAGUCAGGUCAGAGGUCGGUCAGAGACCAGCCAAGAGCUCAGGAAGGCGGACACAAGUGAGGAUACUGAAACCUCCUGCUGUGUCUGCAGCUGAGGAUAAAGAGAAUGAAUUACCAGCUGGUCUGAAUAAGAAGAGACUGGUGGCUCUGCUCAAAGCAUUUGGAGAAUAUCCUGCUAAAUACAGGAUGUUUGUGUGGAGGUCUUUGCUGUGUCUCCCAGAGAACCAUGCAGCUUACAGCAGUCUGACUGACAAAGGCUUGCAUUCAGCCUACCUCACUCUACAUGAUAAAUACCCCAUUAAAAGUCAUAAACUGCAGAGAGGACUGCAAAGGGUUUUGUCUGCCUUGGCUCACUGGGCGGCCAUCUUUGGAGAGGUGGAGUACCUUCCUCUGGUCGCUUUUCCUUUCGUCAAGCUCUUCCAGAACAAUCCAAUGCUCUGCUUUGAGGUGGUGGCCACUGUCAUAGUGAACUGGUGCCAGCACUGGUUUGAGUAUUUCCCCAACCCUCCUCUGAACAUCCUGAGCAUGGCAGAGAACGUUCUGGCUCAUCAUGACAAGGAGCUGCUGCAGCACCUGGUGGACUGUGGCGUCACUUCACAGCUCUAUGUGUGGCCUCUGCUGGAAACCUUGUUCUCUGAGGUCCUGACUCGUGAUGAGUGGCUGAAACUGUUUGACAACAUUUUCUCCAAUCAUCCUUCGUUCCUGCUCGUGGCCUGUGUGGCCUACGUCAUCUGCUGCCGAGAGCCUCUGCUGCUGUGCUCACAGAAACAGGACUUUGAGUAUUUUUUUCACCAUCGUAACAACCUGGAUGUCGGAGCCAUGAUAAAGGAGGCCUACAGACUCAUGGGCAGCACACCGGAUGACAUCCAUCCCAAGACUCUCCUCUCUGACUUCACCCCGCUGACCAAAGGCCAGUACCCCGUGUUCAACCAUUACCCAGAAUUCAUCGUGGAAUACCAAAGCAGAGAGAGGGAGAAGAUACGAUUGCAGGAGAUGGAGUAUCUACGUGAAAGACAGGAGGUUUCAGCACUGCAUGCAGAUUUUGUGCGUCGCCGAGCCGAAGAGGAGACCUAUUAUGCACAGCAGGAGAUGCUGCAGAAAGCUGAGGAACAGCGCAGAAACAUUCUAGCACAAGAAGAGGAAAAACUAACACAGCAGAGAGCAAAGUUGGCAGCCAUGAAGAGAGAGCUGAAGGUGAAGGAGUUACAGCUGCUGGAUGCAACGAGAAGACGCUUCCUCAAACACCAGCAGGACCUGAGAGCUGCACAGAUACACAGACUGGACCAGGAGAUCAACAGAAAGAUGGAUCUCCGUGAGCAGGAGACGGCUGCAGCAGUCCAGGAUCUAGAAGUCAGACAGAUGGAGCUGGAGACUCAGAGGAAGCGACUUGAACAGCAUUUGUUGAAAGAGCAGGAGCGUGUAGGACGGGAGGUUGAGGAGGAGGUGGAGGUGAGAAUGAGGAAAGCAGAAAGAGAGGAGGAGAGCUUCACAGAGCUGCUACACAGCACACAGACAAACGUGCAGGCCCUGGAGGAGUCUCUGGCAGAGGCUUGCCAGCUGGGCUUGGAGUCGGACUGGCAGAGAGAGGUGGCGGAUCGCCUGCAGCAGGUCGACGCUGAGCAGCAGAGGAAGAGAGAGAGACUGGCAGAGCUUCACAGGCAAACGCUGGCACAGGAGGAGAGACUGGCUGACACCAUGAGAGAUGUGGCAGGAAGUAAGUGGGAUGAAGUGAUGAGUACCAGAGCCCAGUUACAGGAGCAGCGACAGCCCUGGACUUCAGCAGACACAGAUGACAGAGAGAUGAGAUUAAGGUCGCCAUUUUCGACCAGAGGACUCCCUCACAGAUCCACUGCCAUGACUGCUCUUUGUAUUGAACCCAACACUGUGGGUCCAGCAAUCACAGCCAACAGCGGUACCGGUCCAACGCAGGCGGGAACCAACAUGGUGUGUUUGAACAGCAGUUCACCAUCACAGAGCACCUCCACCAACUUCUCCCUGGAUCGAGGCCGGGCCCAGCUGGACAGCAGCGAGAGGGAACUGCUGAAGGAAAUCACAGAACUGAGACAGAAGCUGGCAGCCAGAGCCAGAGAGGGCAGCUCUGCCUCCUCACAGUCUGUCCACACACUGUCCUCUGUCUCCCAGUGACCACAACCUCCCCUCUGUCCUUCAAAGUGUCGCAGAAACAUAUUCUCAUCUCAAGCUCCCCAGAACGAAACAGAAACAGUGACUCAAAUGAAGCUGAACUGAAUGGAUAGCUUCUGUCCGAUUGCCUCUUUCCAAGUGCUCGCAUUCUGUCUUUCCCCUCUUGAGCUACAGAUUUAUUGAUGCAACAAGAGUUAAACAAGUUUAACUAGACAUAAUCAACCGCUAUGCCAUGAAAACCCACCUUCUCCAUCCAAACAUCACUUGAUUGUUUGGGUUUCAGGCUGUGCACACAGUGACUCUAGCACUCAAGUCAACCUGAAGUCUGUGGGUAGGUUCUCUCAUAAUAUUCUCACAUGCUUCAUUCUUCUUAACUGGUUUGUCUUAGCAGCUCAUCUGUAGCCAGUGAAUGUUUGUCAAACAAAAUCCAUAGUGCAGUAACAAAUCUUGCAGGAUUGGUAACCACAACCCGUCACAUCUCUGUCAAACUAUCAUCAUUCAUGAUUGUGUUUCUUUUUAUUUAAUGCACUGAUUUUUAUACUGUUUGUUUUAUUUAAAACCUGUUUGGAUAAAAUAGUUUUAAAGUCCCA